AGGAGUUUUCGACUCGCAGCCGAGAAAAUAAUUUCACCUUCAACACAAUGAGUCGAGUUUCAUCCGGGAGAAGAGAAACACUUGUCCGGGAAUUAAACGGACUAGAAUGGCUUCACCAUUAUGGCAGACCUACCGUUUACUUGGCAGUACAAGGAUUUCGAAGUUGAUAAUCCUUUUGCUGAUUGCUAUGCUUCUACUCUUCAGUAUGGAUGAUGGAUCAUUCAGAAAAAGAAUUGCCAUGUCUUACGCGGGAAGAACACAAGAUCCCGGAAUUGCGGAGGAAAACGACCUUUCAAAAGAGAGGGAACUUGCCAAGGAAAACGAUCUUACAGAGGGAAAUGACCUUACAGAUGAGGAUAGACUUGCAGAUAAGAACAAUGUUGCAGAGGAAAAAGAACUUGAGCACCCGUUGGCUUGCAAUAUCCCCGCAUUGCAAACUUAUUCACAGUUCUUGAGUGCCAUAAAAACUCUCGAGACACACUGCAACCACCCAAAAAAGUUCGGAGGGCCGCCAAAGGGAAAGCCGGACGCAAGGAAAAUCAUUUGCAUGGACGAAAGGUUCAGGAUCGAACCCGAAAACUGCACUGUGUUUUCCUUCGGGAUCAACCGGGAUUUCAGCUUCGAAGACGGCAUGGGACGCUACGGCUGCCAGGUGUUUGCAUACGACCCCACAAUGGGCGUGGAAGAUCACCAGCGUUCGGAAAAAGUGAGAUUCAUCGCUACUGGAAUUUCGAAUUAUAAUGGAACGAAAUUAGUUGGUAUGUCGAAGUCCUGGUCUAUGCAGAAGGUGGACAGGUUCGAGAACCUGGUGAAGGCCGUCGGCAUGGAAGGGAGAACCAUCGACGUCGUGAAGCUGGACGUGGAGUUGGCGGAGAUAGAUUUCCUGCAGGACAUGCUGUUCAACUCUCGCCAUGUGCUCAAGAACAUCAAGCAGAUAGCCAUGGAGAUUCAUUCGGAUUUAUACAAAAAAGACGUCAGUCAGCUGUCAUCCCAUCAGGUCUUCUGGCCUUACCUCAACCUGAUGAGAUGCGCUGGAUUCAAGCUCAUCACAACGAGGUCCGGAGGGAAGUGGAGAGAGGUGGUCUGGGCGCAAGAGAAGCUGUGGUGAUUUUCCUCCGCGAAGCCGGGUGUGCGAGAGAGGCCAAGAUGCCUUGGUUCGGCGAUAAAACUUAAAACUUUAGAUUUCCAUCCAUAAGAACCUAUUGUGCGUAGGUGUCACAUGCUAAGAUUUAUGUGAAAGGUUGAAGUUGAGUUUUAGCUUUUCAUGUUUUAUAUGGUUACAUUAAAGAUUGUUAAUCAAAAUUCUACGUGGUGUGAUGUAAAUAAAGUCUUGAAACAGAAA
Messenger RNA from Penaeus vannamei (Pacific white shrimp), 1342 nucleotides. RefSeq lists its product as uncharacterized. Lineage: Eukaryota; Metazoa; Arthropoda; Malacostraca; Decapoda; Penaeidae. The record is from RefSeq and is a predicted model, not a curated record.